CCACAAACGAGGGAAAGUUUAAACAAAACACGUCUAACUUUUACACAAAACAGCGAUGUAAUGUCUAUUAAAACGUUUCAACCUCUUCCUUUGUUAGAGAGAUGGGUCCAGGAAAACAACGAGUUAGUAAACAAAUGGAAGGAGCAAGUAGGAGGAGGAGACCAGAGCCAGACCCAUCUGAGAUGCUGUUCCUCUGAGUUUCACAAACUUUUAAGGAAAAUCCAAGGUAUCCCUCCUCUUGCAGAUCACACACAGUUGGAGCUGACAGUGGUGUACAAUGCUUGUGUUUUCUUCACUGCUCAGUCUCAGUUCUCAGAAGCUGAGCUGCUCCUCAAACAAUUCACAGAGAGAGUUCUACAAGUACACAGUUCUUCUACAGAAGAUGACCCUGCUGCCUCGGACCCUCAUUUGCUUUGGAGAACAGUUCUUAAAUCAGUGGGAAACACCGCUUUGGCUCCCUGUGUACUGCGCCUUCUCUGUCUGCAGUGGGCAAUAUGGCUGUCUACCUGCCAGCUGAAAACUAUACAGGAAUUUCAGAAUGAGUUGAUGUCUGUGUUUGAAAGACUGUCUACUGAAGUUUUGGAUAAGGGGAGGAAGUCCUCUGACGAUCCUCUACUGGUGAUGGACCCAAGGAAGCUGGUUGAAUUAUUGCAGAUCUGCACUUACAUUGCCCAAGGUUCAGAAAGCUUGAGUGAAGGUCAGAGUUCAGAAGCGCUGUCUGCUCUCCACACAGCUUCCUCUCUGCCUGCCCCCAGGACUCUAAUAGCAUACACACACCUCCUCUCAGGAUCCUGCCUCGCCCAUAUGGGCCGGCCUCACAUGGCCUUGCAGUGUUACAUGAAAGCCCUGGAAACAGAUCGCCGGUGUGUGUGUGCUCUGUACCGGAGCAUGCUCAUUUAUAGGCAGCUUGGCAACACACAGGCCGAGAUACAAGCUCUGCGUUUGCUGCAAUCAACCCUGAUGUUGCCCUCCGCCACAGAGCCCCCUACUGAUCUCCUCUCCCCGUCCUUACUGCUGCGCAGCCAAUCACUGAGCAGCAUGCUCUCAGUCCCCUCUGCUCUCUCUAUCCUUCACAAUCUGGCCCUGAAGUGUGUGCUCCAUGGGAGGGUGUCAGAGGGUGUUGAAUAUUAUUUAGAUCUGCUGGCUGCUCUUCAAUCAGAAGAUCAACAUGGAAUGCAUGCUGGGAGCCCUCCCCUCCCCAGGUUGCCUGAGCUCUACCUGCAGGCCGGCGCUGCCUUGCUCAUGGCCCAACGCCCCGCUGAUUGUGUUGCGCUGUGCGAUGAAGUCAUCACUACAACACUGGAGCUGCUGCCUGAGAGAGUGGUGUUGGAAGAGCCGGAUGAGGAGUGUGAGGCUGGGAGCAGGGCUCUGAGCGGGGGGGGUGAAGAUAGGGUGGGAAUGCUGCUCUGGACGGCGGCUGCCUACCUCCUCCAGGGUCACUGCAACACUCACCUGAAGGAUUGGAAACAAGCUGUGACUCACUACGCAAGGUGUUUCAACCUGCUGGUGAAGGUGCGCUUCAAGAAAAAAGGCUUCCAACCGCAGAUUCCCAGUGCAGAUAUGGUUGGAAAGCAGGGAACCGACCUGUGUGUCCUCCAGAGGUUGAAGGGGCUUUCACUGGCUUGUAGAGGCAUCAGCUUCACCCAAACAGACCAACUGAGAGAGGCACUGAGGGACCUACAGCUCAGCCUGCAGGCGUUCCCAGAGUGUGCCACUGCAGGCCUGUGGUGUGGAGAGGUGCUGUGGAGGCUGGGCAGGAGACGGGAAGCAGCGGCUUGUUGGGAAAACACUUGGAGUUUCACCUCACAGUCCUCAGAAGAGUAA
This is a messenger RNA of Notothenia coriiceps (black rockcod), 1824 nucleotides long. RefSeq names its product FA complementation group G (gene fancg). Gene Ontology annotation, molecular function: protein binding. Lineage: Eukaryota; Metazoa; Chordata; Actinopteri; Perciformes; Nototheniidae. Gene Ontology annotation, cellular component: Fanconi anaemia nuclear complex. The record is from RefSeq and is a predicted model, not a curated record. Gene Ontology annotation, biological process: interstrand cross-link repair. Bases 61 to 1824 code for a protein of 587 amino acids. The transcript has 13 exons.